This is a messenger RNA of Cornus florida, 976 nucleotides long. RefSeq lists its product as uncharacterized. Bases 50 to 517 code for a protein of 155 amino acids. The record is from RefSeq and is a predicted model, not a curated record. The transcript has a single exon. Gene Ontology annotation, biological process: regulation of developmental process; innate immune response. Lineage: Eukaryota; Viridiplantae; Streptophyta; Magnoliopsida; Cornales; Cornaceae.
UUAAUUGUACUAUCUUUCGUCUCUGUCUCUGUUUCUCUCCCACACACACAUGGCUAAAGGUCUUGUACUACUCAAUUUCAUUUUCUUUCUAAUACUUGGUUUCAUUUUCUGUGCAACUGAAGCUCGUCCAUUUAACAUCUUCAACUCGCGUACCACUGCUAGCGGAGGUAUUAAGGGCCUUGUUGACGGGUUAUCCCUAGGUGCCAUCAAGAGUUCAAGUUCGAGCCCCGGCGAAAGGCACAAAUUUAUCAACCAUGAAAUACUUGGAGGAAUUAAGGACUCUGGUCCGACUCCCGGCCAAGGACACAAAUUUACAAAUGGAGGAAUUAAAGUCUCUGGUCCGAGUCCCGGUCAAGGACAUGCAUUCACCAAUGCUCAAACACUCGGAGGGAUAAAGGACUCUGGUCCAACACCUGGUCAAGGACACGCGUUUAUUAAUGCUAAAACUCUCGGAGGAAUUAAGGAUUCUGGGCCGAGCCCUGGCGAGGGAAACAAUCAUGUUGCUGGGAAGCACUAGUGAUUCACUCAUACCUCCUCUUGUUUAUAAUAUUCUAAUUAAUUCUUAUCUUCUUGUUGGAUUUUUUCAUGUAAUGUACUCAAGUUAAAUGAUCAAUUAUUAAUAAUUCUUUUUAAAAGUAUUGUUGUAGAUUUUCUUAUAUGCAGUAUUUUCGCAUUAACACUUGUGGGCCUUCUGCCUUCAUUUUAAUGGAGAACGACAAUAUAUCCUUCCCUAAAAAUGAAGGAAUUUGUUAGAGCAUCAGCAGUACAUUAAAAUAUUUUUUUUGUGUAAAAUAGACACGUGUAAUUUUUUUUUUUUUUUUUUUUUAUCUUUAACAGUCUGUUAAGAUGGCUUCGGUCUAUUUCCAACGUAGGCAUUUUUCUUAGUUUGACAGGACGCCUUUAUUAAUACAAGUUUUGGUCAAUAUUCUCUAUACAAGCUCCAAUUUUAUUGGGUGUCCGAGAAGGGACGGCUGAU